GUCUAGAAUUGAUUAUCAAACUCCUUUAAGUUGUUUCUGACAUGGCAAUAGUUCAGGCUGAUGUUCUUUGGCGGCCAGAAGAUGACUAUAAGGCCAAACCGACACUGGAAGAAGGAGACGUUUAUCGCCCAGAUAUCCUUAAGGUCGUAGAAAGUGCCAUCGAGAGUCUCAAUGGCGAUCUACGGGAACUGAGUCUAGAUAUUCAUGAUCAUCCGGAGAUUAAGUAUGAAGAAAGAUACGCUCACGAUGCAUACGCCUCUUUCCUAGAGAAGCGCGGUUUCGAAGUCACGAGGCAUUACCUCCUGGAGACUGCUUGGGUUGCGACCUAUACCCACGGGCGAGGUGGACGCGUUCUAGGGGUGAACUCAGAGAUGGAUGCACUCCCGGGCGUUGGACAUGCAUGUGGGCAUAAUCUUAUCGGCAUCGCAGGCGUCGCUGUCGCAUAUGCGGCAAAAGCAGCGAUGGAGCAGCUCAAUAUCGACGGGAAGGUGAUUCUUCUUGGUACACCUGCGGAAGAAGGUGGGUUUGGAAAAGUGAAGCUAUGGGAGAAGGGAGCAUACAAAGAGAUGGAUGCGUGUCUCAUGUGCCACCCUGGUCCUGGGCCCCUUCAUUCUAUCAGUUUAAGCAGCUGUCUCGCAGUUAUACGUUUGGAAGUAAAAUACUCAGGCCACACUGCGCACUCUGCACUUAGCCCCUGGGAAGGAAAGAACGCGCUGGAUGCAGCUGUUCUGGCAUAUACAAACAUUGCUUUGCUGCGCCAGCAGAUCAAGCCUACACAUCGUGUGCAUGGAAUUAUCGAGGGCAAUAAUUGGGCAGUCAGUGUCGUCCCGGAUAACUCAAAGAUGUAUUAUUAUAUCCGUGCGCCAACCACUAUUGAAGCGGAAGAGACGUUCAAGCGUGUCGUCCCCUGUUUUGAAGCAGCAGCACUGGCAACCGGGACCAAAGUCGAAAUCACCAGAGGACACACUGGGAACGAACUGGUGCAGAACACAAUCCUUGGUAAUGAACUGUCUGAUGUGGUUAGGAAGAAAUACGGAGUCAUUGACUAUGAAUAUGGGAUCAGUGGUGCAUCGACUGACUUUGGAAAUAUUUCAUAUUUGAUGCCUGGUCUACACCCCGGGUUUUCGAUACCAACCGUUCCAGGAGGCGGUAACCAUACUCGAGCAUUCGCCGACUCGGCACGUUCGCAGGCUGCUCAUGAUGCAUCUCUCACUGUCUCGAAGGCUCUCGCUCACGUUGGCAUGCGCGUGAUCACGGACGGUAGAUUUCUGCAGCAGGUGAAAGAUGCUUUCGAGGAGCAAAAGAACAACGGAAUGUGACAAAUGAAAACAGAGCGCACACAUACACCAGCAAUAUAACUACAUAGCAAGAUUUACAGAUCCAAUGAUUUCUGAUUGCGCUUUGACUCCAGACCAAACCUUGCUGAUCGAGUUGCUCACCACUUUUCGUGAGCAGGACGCACUGUUUGACAUAGAGUGAAGAUAGGGUAAUGGCAAAUGGGAACCACACUUACGGUCAAUUUCCCAAGUCCAUGCUGAACUAUCUUGCUUGACAAGGUACAAGUAAGACUUUGCGAUAGAUUCAGGAUCAAGUCGAGCAUCCUGAUUAGCCUCCCAAGAGGGGUCGUUGCGAUGAGACUUGGUGCGGUCAGUGAGGAUGCCGCCGUCGAUAAUGCU
Messenger RNA from Suillus bovinus, 1676 nucleotides. RefSeq lists its product as uncharacterized. Bases 42 to 1319 code for a protein of 425 amino acids. Gene Ontology annotation, molecular function: dipeptidase activity. The record is from RefSeq and is a predicted model, not a curated record. The transcript is spliced from 16 exons. Lineage: Eukaryota; Fungi; Basidiomycota; Agaricomycetes; Boletales; Suillaceae.